Camelus dromedarius (Arabian camel) is the source of this 1582-nucleotide messenger RNA. RefSeq names its product NME/NM23 family member 9 (gene NME9). NCBI's taxonomy places the organism in Eukaryota, Metazoa, Chordata, Mammalia, Artiodactyla, Camelidae. The transcript is spliced from 12 exons. Bases 12 to 1187 code for a protein of 391 amino acids. The record is from RefSeq and is a predicted model, not a curated record. Gene Ontology annotation, biological process: UTP biosynthetic process; GTP biosynthetic process; CTP biosynthetic process. Gene Ontology annotation, molecular function: nucleoside diphosphate kinase activity.
UGGGCGUGCUUAUGUGCACUUUUGUUUAUUACCUGGUAGCGCUGUGUUGCCAUGACGACCGUAGCUGGGUCUCAGCUGACUCGGUUGGAAACUCUUGCUGCACGUUGAGGACCGUGUACCUGUCUGCAGAGGCUCCGUUUCCCAGGAAUAAAUCGGAACAAGCCAUGGGCAGCAAGAAGAAGGAAAUUGCCCUGCAGGUCAACAUCAGCACCCAGGAACUUUGGGAUGAAAUGCUCAGUUCCAAAGGACUAACCGUUGUCGACGUCUAUCAAGGCUGGUGUGGCCCCUGCAAACCCGUGGCGAGCCUAUUCCAGAAGAUGAGGAUGGAAGCGGGCCUGGACCUCCUGCAUUUUGCAUUAGCAGAAGCGGACUGUCUCGAUGUCCUCGAAAAAUACCGUGGGAGGUGUGAGCCGACCUUUCUGUUUUAUGCAGGAGGAGACCUGGUGGCGGUGGUUAGAGGAGCAGACGCCCCCCUGCUGCAGAAAACCAUCCUUGACCAGCUGGAGGCAGAGAAGAGGGUGCUGGCCAGAGGCGGAGAGCGGAGGGUGAUUAAAGAUGAGGCUCUUUCUAAUGAAGUUGAAUGCUUUUCCCACGAAAAGGACGAUGGUGAAGACGAGGACGUGGUUGCAUCAGAGAAGGCCUGCACCUUGGCCAUCAUUAAACCAGACGCGGUGGUGCAUGGGAAGACGGAUGAGAUUAUCAUGAAGAUCCAGGAAGCCGGGUUCGACAUUUUAACAAACGAAGAGAGAACCAUGACGGAAGAAGAAAUGCGACUUUUCUACCAGCGCCGAGCUGGCGAGGAGGCAUUUGAGAAGUUGCUCCAUUACAUGUGCAGUGGACCGAGCCGCCUCCUGAUCCUCACCAGGACUGAGGGUACCGAGGACGUGGUCACUGCCUGGCGAACCCUCAUGGGACCCUGUGACCCCGAUGUGGCCAGGAGGGAGCAGCCUGACAGUCUCCGGGCUCAGUAUGGCACAGAAAUGCCCUUUAAUGCAGUCCAUGGAAGCCAGGACUCGGAAGAUGCCCGCUGGGAACUGGCGCUGCUCUUCCCCAGUUUUAAAUUUUCACAUGAGGUUCUGGAAGCCCCUCUGGGCCGCAAGGCUGCAGGAGCCGAGGGCCCCAGCAAGGUGCUGUGCUUCCCUGAGGAUGUGGACGAGGCGGCUGAGCUGUCGUGCCAGAGCCCAUGACCCGGGCAAGGCCACGAGGCAAAGCGUCGGUGCACCUAUAUCUGCUGCACAUAAGGAAACCUCCAGGGUUGGAACUUCCUCUUUUGAGCAUCAAUACUUUUUGGGUUUCGCUCUCUUGUGAAUGAAAAAAAAAAACACGGAAUCUACUUUCUUGCCUGAUUAAAUAGUACGUAGAGUAACAUAUACUUUUUGGGGGGGCAUCUCUGGGGCAUUUUAGAAAAUUCAUGGACAUCAGUUAUUGUACCCUGCUGUGAUGUGGUGUCCUCUCAGGGGACACUGAGUUACAGAGCGCAGUGUUUCCCCAGUAAUAAAUCUCCUUUAGGAAUGAAACCAUUUUAGACCUUAACUUGGUAAUAGUGAACUUGAAAACAGUGCAACAAGAUUGCCUGUGACAC